This is a messenger RNA of Macadamia integrifolia, 1770 nucleotides long. RefSeq names its product surfeit locus protein 1. The transcript has 6 exons. The coding region runs from base 359 to 1453 and encodes 364 amino acids. The record is from RefSeq and is a predicted model, not a curated record. Gene Ontology annotation, cellular component: membrane. NCBI's taxonomy places the organism in Eukaryota, Viridiplantae, Streptophyta, Magnoliopsida, Proteales, Proteaceae.
AAGGGCAGGAAAUCCAUCAUCCACCCGUUGAAGCAGAGGAGCAGGGCCCUGAAAAAGGAAUCACCACUACACCGCCCCAGUCCCCGGGCCAAGCUAGGAAUGGGACCGCAGUGCACGCUGGCACGGUAGCACUAGCAGUCUAGCAGAGCCUGGGAAUUAAAGCCUCGUCCCAAUUUCCAAAUUCCAAUUGCAGCCUCCCUCAGGUUUUGGCUCUGUUGUCUGUCAGACUCUGGCCGUCCAUCUUUCCUAUUUAAAAACCCUAAAAUUGUAAUAGAAAUAGAGUUUGCCUCUACAAUCCGCGCUCACAGUGUCGUCAGGGAUGGAGGAGGAGCGUACAGCCGGGGAUGGGAACUGAAAAAUGUACGGUUGUUCGUCCAAGAUAUUCCGAAUGGCAUCCUCCGUUUCUAGAACCCUAAUAAAGCUCCGAUUUGCCAUUCCAACUCCUACUCCUCACAAGUGGGAUCCACUAGCAAUCUCUCCCUGGAAAUGCUCUUCCUCCUUCUCUUCUCCUGCUCCACCUCGACCUCUCUCCACUAUUACCCAGUCUCUGUCGCCUCAGUCUUCGUCGUCUUCUCAAUCUCAGGCUCAAGAUGAGAAGACGGGUGGGAGAUGGUCGAGGUGGUUACUCUUCCUUCCUGGGGCGAUCACGUUUGGCCUCGGAACUUGGCAGAUCUUCAGAAGGAAAAAUAAGAUAGAAACGCUGGAGUAUAGAAAGAAAAGAUUGGAACUAGAACCUGUAUUGUGGAACAGUAUAUCUUCAUCAGAUGGAGAUAUGAAUUCUCUUGAGUUUAGGAAGGUGAUAUGUGAAGGGGUUUUUGAUGAAAGUAAAUCCAUCUAUUUGGGCCCACGAUCUAGGAGCAUUUCGGGAGUGACGGAGAAUGGCUAUUAUGUUAUCACACCUCUAUUACCAUUGGCAGACAGCUCUGAGAGUGUGCAGUCUGCAGUUUUGGUUAAUAGAGGAUGGGUCCCACGCAACUGGAAGGACAAUUCUUCUGAAGUUUCACAAGAUGGUGAACAGCCUCAAAAUUUACCUUCCCCCAAUACUACCAAGAAUGAAGGGAAUUCUCAGUGGAGGUUUUGGUCCAAGAAGCCUACAACGAAUCAAGCUUGUGGUAUUACUCCUGUUAAAAUUAUUGGUGUAGUUCGUGGGAGUGAGAAGCCUAGCAUCUUUGUUCCGGAGAACAAUCCAAGCUCUGGUCAGUGGUUCUAUGUUGAUGCUCCUGCCAUUGCACGUGCUUGUGGACUUCCAGAGAGCACUGUAUACAUUGAAUAUAUCAAUGAUGACGUCAAUCCUUGUAAACCGUACCCUAUCCCAAAGGAUGUCAAUGCUUUAAUUCGCAGUUCAGUUAUGCCACAAGACCAUUUAAAUUAUACAUUGACGUGGUAUUCAUUAUCAGCUGCAGUAACCUUCAUGGCUGUCAAGAGAGUGAAGCCAAGUAAGAGCCGCAGGUAGCAGCUCUUUGCCACAGGGUUCCACCGUUUGUUUAUUCAAAUAAUCUGUUAGGAACCCACAGGAAUUUUACCUGAAAAUAAUGAAAUAUUUAGAACUCAUUUAGCCUUUUGAUUUCUUCUGCCUUCUCAGAGGGGAGAGAGUUCGGUUUUGAGAUUUUUGUGAUCUUUUGCCAUUUCAUACAUGUGAUGACUGUUGUAUCUCCAAAGUGGAAGAUACAUUUCUCAAGUGAUUCUUUGUUUGAGCGCAACUGUUAAUUUAAGUUUAUUAACAUGAUGGCACUUAAAAUUACUGAAAUGAGAAUAAAGUUAUUCGGGUAA